Aspergillus caelatus is the source of this 325-nucleotide messenger RNA. RefSeq lists its product as uncharacterized. The transcript has a single exon. The record is from RefSeq and is a predicted model, not a curated record. The annotation marks the transcript as partial. NCBI's taxonomy places the organism in Eukaryota, Fungi, Ascomycota, Eurotiomycetes, Eurotiales, Aspergillaceae.
GUCCAGAUCCAGCUCUUCUCUUCCAGGUAGCUGAAAAGGUUGUUCUUUUUACUUGAUGACGCCAACGGUAUUGGGGCAGCAGCAACAGCUUUGCUCUUCAAUCUCCAUCACACCCAAAGUGGCAAAAUCCGAUCUGGAAAUAUGUCGGCAUGCCGCAGAAAAGCUUAUACAGGGAUCCUUCAGUCCGGAAAACCUGUUAUUCAUCGCAGCUGGUUUUUUUGGAUUGGCAGCAGAUGACUACACUCUUCAAGCGCGCUGCGGAGCAUUUUGGGGCCAUAGAUAUCGUCAUCGCCAAUGCGGAGAUGAUGUAAUCGCUGCCUGUCUU